This is a messenger RNA of Fusarium verticillioides 7600, 2046 nucleotides long. RefSeq names its product cyclopropane-fatty-acyl-phospholipid synthase. Gene Ontology annotation, biological process: cellular response to biotic stimulus. The coding region runs from base 127 to 1692 and encodes 521 amino acids. Lineage: Eukaryota; Fungi; Ascomycota; Sordariomycetes; Hypocreales; Nectriaceae. The transcript has 3 exons. The record is from RefSeq and is a predicted model, not a curated record.
CUUUCUGGGUUCUGCCCCACGAAAUCUCCAUUGAGUCGCCCUCUUUAAAAAAUAAACCCGCCUCAGCGACUUUCUCCCUCUUCCCUUUCAUCAUAUCUUUGGUAGCCAUUGGGAUCUGUCGUCACAAUGGCAGAGAAAUCAGGCGUCACCGGCGCCGACUUCGAGUUUGUUAAAACUCCUGCUUAUCCCAAGCCUGACUUUGACAAGCUUGAGGAUGUUGGUGUUCCUACUACCAGGUAUCCCGCCAUCAAGAACGCUCCUCUUCCUGCCGAUGGCUCUGGUGCCGAUACCUUCAACAACUAUGUCCUCAUCUCCAUCCUGGUAGCUGUCCCUUGGUUCCUCAGCCGCAAGGUUGGCGGUGGACUCAAGACCACCAUCUUCUUCGCCCUCAUAGUCGAUCUUCCCCUGCUCGCCGCUUGGUGGCUUGUCAUCUCCUCCAUCAGCCCUCGCAAGAAUGAGAAGGUUCGCCUUCCUAACCGUGGUGUCGAGCACUACCUCGAGUUCAAGAAGGAGGCCGACCGCCUCAAGUACCGUGGCAGCAACAAGAUCCCCAUGGAGACCUUCCACGAGAUGUACUUCGAUGGUGAUGUUGACUUCAAGGGUGACUGCCUCGAGGUUAUGGAGUACCGCCACGACUGGGCCAGCUUCCGCUUCACCAUUGGUCUCAUCAAGUUCUUCCUCUUUGGCAUGAUUCCUGAGGUUAUCAUGCACACUCGCUCUCAGGACGAGGAGCAGGUCCGUGACCACUACGACCGUGGUGAUGACUUUUACGGCUGGUUCCUUGGUCCCCGCAUGAUCUACACUUCUGGCAUCAUCUCCGACAUCAACCGCGAGGAGACUCUUGAGGAGCUCCAGGACAACAAGCUUACUGUCGUUUGCGAGAAGAUUGGCCUCAACAAGGGUGACUCUAUGCUUGAUAUUGGCUGUGGCUGGGGCACUCUUGCCCGCUUUGCCAGUGAGCAGUAUGGCGCCCACGUCACCGGUGUCACUCUUGGCCGCAACCAGACCGCUUGGGGUAACAGCAGCAUGCGCAAGGCCGGUAUCCCCGAGGAGCAGAGCAAGAUCCUCUGCAUGGAUUACCGUGAUAUUCCCGUUCCCGAGGGUGGCUACAAGAAGAUCACCAGCCUUGAGAUGUCUGAGCACGUUGGUAUCCGCCACUUCGGUAGCUUCUUGAAGCAGGUCCACGACAUGCUUGAUGAUGAUGGUGUCUUCUUUCUUCAGUACGCUGGUCUCCGUAAGGCUUGGCAAUACGAGGAUUUCACCUGGGGUCUUUUCAUGAACAAGUACAUUUUCCCUGGUGCUGACGCUUCUACUCCUCUCGGCUGGGUUGUCGACAAGCUGGAGGGUACCGGCUUCGAGAUCAAGCACAUCGAUACCAUCGGUGUUCACUACUCUGCUACUCUCUGGAGGUGGUACCGCAACUGGAUGUCCAACCGCGACAAGGUUGAGGCCAAGUACGGCAAGCGAUGGUUCCGUAUCUGGGAGUACUUCCUGGCCUACUCCACCAUCAUCUCGCGCCAGGGUAGUGCUACUUGCUUCCAGAUCACCCUGGUCAAGAACAUCAACUCCACCCACCGAGUUGAGGGCAUUGAGACCCAGUUCGCCAUCACCGGAGCUCUGGACAACUGCCGCGCUGAUCUCCAGUCGUGGGCUCAGAGAAACAACGUCAAGACUCCCUCCGAGUACCUGUAAAGGUAUGAUCGAGAGGUCGACAGUGACUGGUCAAGUCUUGAGCCGUGCCAGACGCGGCAAGAAUUUAAUGGAAUGUCUUAUUAUAAGAGGCCAGCUUUGAGUCUUCAGUCACUUACUCAUGUGACGGUCAACUCAGGAAAUGGGAACUGGAUCUAUCUGCAUAUUUAACCCGGAAUGCGCCCCCUUGGCCAAUAGAGUCGGUUGAGGCUGGUCCAGUCGCAAAGGGCAAGCUUCAUGUGUUUCAUGAUAGAUGUGUAACGGCAACAUAAAACAAACGGAAUGGGUAUGGAUAAGUAUCUAUAUAGAUGCUAUAUAAGGAAUGAAUCGAAAAGUUUGUUCGUGUUGACUUGAUCG